Molecule: messenger RNA, 1295 nt
Organism: Linum tenue
Lineage: Eukaryota; Viridiplantae; Streptophyta; Magnoliopsida; Malpighiales; Linaceae
Source: the annotation of a GenBank genome assembly
AUGCAGGCAUUCGAGUCGGCAUGGGCAGAGGCUUGUCAAGUUGAAGGAUCAACCAUUGAGGUUCCAUCGGGCUAUGUUUUCCUUCUUCAACCCAUCUCCUUUUCUGGUCCAGACUGCGCAUCCAACCUCAUAUUUCAGCUGGACGGUGAAAUCAAAGCAAUAGUCAGUUCAGAAUUAUGGAGUAGCACAAGGCUUUUACAGUGGAUAGAGUUCACAAAACUCCAGGGGAUCACAAUCACAGGAACAGGGAUCAUUGAAGGACAAGGUUCGGCUUGGUGGUACGACUCACCAGAAUAUAAUCCAGGAGCAGAGCUAGCUAGUGAGCUACACAGCAGCACCAAACCAACAGUAAGUAAAAUCAUCCUGCCGAUAUUUCUUCUUGGUUCAAGUAUGGGGAGAUCAUUGACAGAGAGAGGUCAUGGAUUUGCCGUACCUAUGCAGGCAGUCAGGUUUUAUGGGAGCACUGGCGUCACAGUUUCUGGCAUAACCAUUCAAAACAGCCCUCAAACCCACCUCAAGUUUGAUGACUGCACCAAUGUUGAGGUCUCUGGGUUUACAGCAUCGUCUCCGGGUAACAGCCCGAAUACUGAUGGCAUACACUUGCAGAACUCCAGAAAUGUCAACAUCUACAGCACUGAUCUUCAGUGCGGGGAUGAUUGUAUCUCGAUACAAACAGGAUGCUCUAACGUAAAUAUACACAAUGUGAGGUGUGGACCUGGGCAUGGAAUCAGCAUAGGAGGACUGGGAAAAGACGGCAGCAAAGCCUGUGUUUCAAACAUCACUGUGAGAGAUGUGGAGAUUCAGAAUACACUAACCGGAGUGAGAAUAAAGACAUGGCAGGGAGGCUCAGGCUCGGUCCAGGGAAUCAUGUUCUCCAACAUUCAAGUUUCUGGAGUAGAAACCCCCAUAGUCAUCGACCAAUUCUACUGUGACAAAGAGCACUGUAGAAAUGACUCGUCGGCAGUCUCUGUAUCUGCAAUAAACUAUGUGAACAUAAAAGGCACGUACACAGUAAAACCUGUGCACUUUGCCUGUAGUGACAGCAUGCCUUGCAGUGGGGUAUCCCUGAGUAAUAUAGAGCUCACUUCAAGGAAAGAAACUGAACAGCCUUACUGCUUGAAUGCAUAUGGGGAACUUGAAACAAUCACUGUUCCUCCAGUUACAUGCCUGAGAAAAGGCAAAGUGAAACCUCCGGUUUACGGUUGCUUGGCUUAGCCUGGUGUUGCAAGGUGGCAACAUGUAUUGUAUGAUACAUAAUACGUAUGUACCAAUGAAGUAGGCAAUGUUAGCCAGAA